Pimephales promelas (fathead minnow) is the source of this 5920-nucleotide messenger RNA. RefSeq names its product forkhead box O3A (gene foxo3a). Gene Ontology annotation, biological process: regulation of transcription by RNA polymerase II. Gene Ontology annotation, cellular component: mitochondrial matrix; nucleus. The record is from RefSeq and is a predicted model, not a curated record. Gene Ontology annotation, molecular function: DNA-binding transcription factor activity, RNA polymerase II-specific; RNA polymerase II cis-regulatory region sequence-specific DNA binding. Lineage: Eukaryota; Metazoa; Chordata; Actinopteri; Cypriniformes; Leuciscidae.
GCAAACAGAGAAUGUGGAUGCGGUCAUGGCUAGUGUCAAGAGGCCGACCUCGGCAUGACAAUUUUGCAAAUGGAGCUCGAGGUAAGUCAUUUUAAGUUUUAGCUCCAUGCCGUGUUGAGGAAUAUGCCAUUUCAUGUUGCAUUUUAAGUAGACGUACAGAAGUCACCAUCAUUGGUCAUCUUUUGUCUGGGACAGCCCAAAAUUAUACAAUGUGUACCGAGCAUUAGAGAAGCAGCUGCAUCGCAAUGUCUUGGAAACAAUUCUCAUUUCUGUAAUCAAUUUUCAUUUACUGUCCCUGUUAUUCUAACAUAAUAAAUAAAAAUAAGUUGUAUUGGCAGUAAUGGACAUUUAAAUAUAUGUUUUAAAUCAUGUAAACGUCUGUGAGAUAGACUACGGCAAAGAAAAUCUAAGAUUUUUCUUUCAUUUCAAAUGCUGCAAUAUGCAUAUUUAAUGAAACUCACAUAUACACUGUACAUAUGUAUAUGUGUGUGAUUAAUUAAAAUAAUAUUGCAGUAGAUAACAAUUGUAAAUACAUGAUUUACAAACGCUCUUAAUGGCCACAUAAAAAGGUUUUUAAAUGCACAAUCUAAUUCGUUUUUUUCUUUUCUUUUGGUUUAAAAAAUAUGAGAUUCUCUGUUUUGGUGACAGAUUUUGAGAUCCAGUCGCGUGUUCUUCAGACGAUGAAAACCUUUAGUUGCAGUCUACUGCAAUGCUUAGCUUGUCUAGAAGAAAAUGAUUGGAGAGAGUGUAUGAAAUAAGAGCUCUUGUGAUGGCAUAUCACAUCAGUGUAAUGUGCGUGGCAGUGGAUCGCGAGCUUCAGCUCUGUUCUCCGGCCCUUUAAGAAGCAGUUCCUCUAACUGGAUCCAGGGGGCGCACGACCCGUGUGUUACCGUUCUUUUCUUUAGUUUGCAGCGGAGCAGCAGCGCAUUAGGGGCUUUGGUAGUGCUGGAUCGCCCGGGUUGCGGGACGCAACGUCCUGCUCCGACAUGGAAGAGGGAUCAUGGAGGUUUUUUGGGAAAAGCGGCGUGUUUGUUAGGACUUAUUCUUGUUGAUUUGCGGAGAGGCUGAUGUGGAGGUAUGACUUGAUCAUUUGAGGAUACUUUCGCUAACGCACAGCCUUCCUAAUCGCUUUAAAUCCAUUUUUUUUUAAAGACGGCAGCUGCGUUCGGAAACGAAGUAUCUUUUACAACAUGAUGUAAUGUUACAAUGUAACACGUUUGCAGCGCGACGUCAUGCAACAAUGUAACAAAUUCGAGCGUCCGCUCUGUUACACUCUUUAUGCUUUUUGAACCACGGAAGCUUCAUUAAACGAGCAUUUUCGCUGGUUUAUUUGUUUUCCUGCGGACUCUUAAAACUAACCAAAUCGAGCGAGAUUCUCAUACGAAUCCGUCUUUGUUGUGAGCGGACAUAAUGUACUUGAACGCAUUUGUAAAUAUUCCUAAACAUCUCAUAACAUCAAUUCGAUACUCGAAGUGUCCCGCAUUGAAAUGUGGACUCUAGAAGUGAUCCAUUAAUGGCAUGCACGAGGGCACUGCUGCCGUUGUGUUCAGAAAAGCCGUCCAUUUCUCAUUCAUUUGAAGGAGUCGAGGAAAUAUGGCAGAUGAGAUAGAUAAGCCCUCGGCUGUGGACGUGGACGUCGACAUAGACCCUGAUUUCGAGCCCCAAAAAAGGCCCAGGUCUUGCACCUGGCCUCUGCCCAGACCAGAGUCCAAUGCUGGCAAAGCAGAACCAGGAGAGGUGGGAAUCAUCCCCGAGGAAGAGGUGGAUGAAAAUGGCACUGAUGAUGCGCGUGCAUCUGGUGACAUUACAGGCGCAUCAAAGCCAGUCAGUGUCACAGAAGGAAAUGAGAGUCCUACUGCUCUUGCCAUAGAAACCAAUGUUGCUCUCAGUGAUAAAGACACCUAUGGCUCUCCUGUUUCUUCCCAGCAUGCUCUGCCCUCCGCCUGCAACGACUCAGGCGUCAAUGGUCUGGUUCCUCUGCAGCCCAGAAAAUCCUCUGCCCGCAGGAACGCCUGGGGAAACUAUUCCUACGCAGACCUCAUCACUCAAGCCAUCGAGAGCACGCCUGAGAAGAGGCUGACUUUGGCCCAGAUUUAUGAUUGGAUGGUCCGGAAUGUGCCAUACUUCAAGGACAAAGGUGACAGCAACAGCUCUGCGGGAUGGAAGAACUCAAUACGACAUAACCUGUCACUCCACAGUCGCUUUGUCCGGGUCCAAAAUGAAGGAACAGGAAAGAGUUCAUGGUGGAUGGUCAAUCCCGAUGGCGGAAAAGGGGGAAAAGCCCCUCGGAGACGUGCAGUUUCCAUGGACAACAGUAAUAAGCUCAUCAAGAGCGCCCGUGGCCGUGCCACAAAGAAAAAGGCAGCUCUUCAGGCUACUCAGGACGGAAGCUCAGAGAGUUCCUCCAGCCUCUCCAAAUGGACCGGCAGCCCGACCUCCCGCAGUAGCGAUGAGCUCGAUGCUUGGACGGAUUUCCGUUCUCGCACUAAUUCCAAUGCCAGCACCCUAAGCGGACGCCUUUCUCCGAUUCUGGCCAACCUCGAGAUGGACGAAGUUCCUGACGACGACUCUCCCCUGUCGCCCAUGCUGUACUCCAGCCCUAGUAGUAUGUCUCCAUCCACCGGGCUGACCGAACUGCCCCGUCUAGCUGACCUUGCCGGAACCAUGAACCUCAACGACGGCCUCUCCGAUAACCUAAUGGACGACCUUCUAGACAACAUCAGCUUGACUGCUUCCCAGUCUCCAGGUCAAGAUGAGAGUGGGGCCAACCUACAGGGAAGCCCCGUGUUUACCUUCAGCUGCUCCGGGAGCAGUCUGGCAAUUCCCACUGGCAGCUAUGGCACUAACUCCAUGUUCAGCCCUCCGUGUGUCACCGCCCUGAGGCAGUCUCCAAUGCAAACAAUCCAGGAAAACAAGCAGGCUACGUUCUCCUGCGGUUCCCUCUUUAGCGAACAGAGUCUGCAGGACUUGCUCAGCUCCGAGUCCAACAGUCACAGCGAUGUCCUUCUUACCCAGUCUGACCCGCUUAUGUCUCAAGCCAGUGCCUCCCUUUCCUCCCAGAAUGCCCGUCGCAGUGCGCUGCUGCUGCGUAGUGAUCCCAUGAUGUCCAAUCAGGCUGGGCCUGGAGGACAAGCAGGGCUCAAGAAGGCGUCGCCAUCUGGAUGGCGGAUGAACUGCAGCGAGUCCGACUACCAAAGCUUGAUGAAGCAACAUCUCCAACAGUCUCCCUUCAGAAGCACAUCUAUGCAGCUCAACUCAUCCGAUUCAUUGUUGGCUGGUCUCAAUGCCAGCGUUUCCACGGUUCAUUUGGCAUCUCAGGACCGAUUCCCAUCCGAAUUGGAUCUUGAGGCGUUAAGUGGGAGUUUCGAUUGCGACAUGGACUCCAUCACUCGCAACGAUCUGAUGGAUGCCGACGGCCUGGAGUUCAGCUUCGAUUCCCAUCUUAUCUCCUCCCAGAAUGCUAACCUGACUUCCGAGAGCUUCUCCAGAACCAAACGAACCUCCUCCCAAAGCUGGGUACCAGGCUGAUCCGGCCAGGCCCAGGAAUGUAGGGACGGACAGAACACCGCAUUUGAGCCAACUGUCCACUGUAAAGCAACUGUACAUUAUGCUGUAGAAAAGCUAUCUGACAUCCAUUGGAAUCAGUUUGAGUUAACGUCAAUGAUUUACCCAGUCGGUGUUGUAGUUGUGUGUUUUGUAUUGUCAUGAUUGAGGCUGGUUUAAUGGACGUUGUAAAGUGUUUCACACAAUUUAACCUUGAAGUGCUUGCAGGUUAAUCUAAUUGCCAGUGACUAGGUAAUGAACUCCGCUGCUGGAAUAUGGUAGGUGUAGUAUCGUAAAGAAAAGGUUGUCUAUAUAUGAAGACUUGAAGGUUAGUACUUCCCUUUGUCCAUCUAGAAAACAAAAUCCCUGAAUCCACCACUGUGUAUAAGGGUGCCUGCACACUAGAGAAAGCUCUUGCAAAUGCAUUUGAGAGUUGGGACAGCCAAGUAAGAAUCUUGAAUUCUCUUGUUCCCACGACAGAAACUGGUACCUGCGACUGGGAUUGCAGUGAAAGUUAACAUAUUCUCAACUUUUGGUCGUCACUUUGGCAAACCCUGGCAUUUUCUUUGACGUUGCGAUAAGUUAUCCCAAUUGAAAUCAAGUCUAGUCUUUACUCUAGUCUGAAGGUGCCCUUAGUUUGUUGUAAUGUAUUGUAACCAAGAUAAAUAGAUUUCCAGUCCUCACAUUGAAACAAACACUUGCCUUUUGCCAAACGUGUCCUCUACUGGACAAUUGCAACAAUGGCCUGUUUACAAUAUGAACUAUUGAGAAUAUUUUUCGUUGUCCGAAAAAACGGCCAUGAAAAAUCUCCGUUUCUCAGAUUAUUUUUCAUAAAACUGAAAAGGGGAAGUUAUUGUGUUUUUGUGAAACCAGUGAUCAUAAUGUAUCCUUGACUCCUUUUAUGGAAAAGUGAACUAUGAUAUGAUGAUAAGCUAUGUAUUUAGUGUUCUGCUGUAUGAAACUAGUUUGUCAGUGUUUCCCAUGGAUUUCCCAACCAAACCUGCAUUUAUCCUGCUCGGGGGUUCCUGAACACGAGCAUCUCGAUCACCCCCUAAACCGCUUUUACUUCCAAUGUCAACCAUUUUAGAAUAGAUUAUGAGCUAUAUAUUUGUAUUUUUGUAUGUGUUUAUACACUCACACACACACACACGGGGCCUCAUUCAUGAAGUAAUUGCUGUAUACAUGAUUUAUAAAAUCGAAGUAGACAUUUGUAAAACAAAAUUGAUACUUUCAAUUUGAUUAGUGAUUAUGUGUGCAUAUACUGUACAGUCUGUAUACAUGCAUGCAACCAUUUUACAAUUUCUGCCGAAAUCAGAUUUCUGUUGUACUUGUAUUUCAUAAAUGAGGCCCAUGGUGCAUCUGUGUAUGUGCUGUACACUGAAUAUGUGUGCGUGUGUUUACACAUAAAUAUUGGAUUCAUUCGAAACAUAAGGUAUAUUAACAAUUAUAACAUUUGGGACGCUGAUUAAGGACCACUAGAUGUUUGUGUAUUUGUAGCAGGAAAAAAAUUAAGCUAAGCAUUUGGUGCUAAGUGAAAUUGUGUUGGGUCAGUUCACAUGGCUGGCAUGUUACUUUCUUAGCAUUUAUGUGUACAUUUCUACACAAUGGCUGGUGCUAGUAGAACGUGUCCAUCGGUUGUUACGGCAGUGUGUUUAACAGUUUUAAAAAUGAAAGGCAGCCUCAUUGUAGUGUAUGGACAAGCUAUGUAAGAAAGCACCUACGUUGUACUGUAUUUCACUGUUGAUCUUGAACAUGCCAGACAACCAAAUUUGAGGCUGGUGUAAAAUAAUGCAACUAUUCAGUCUGAUGAAAUAGUAGUGCCAUUCAGGGACAACUUGCAGGCGGUUCAAUAGUUGUAACCUAAUGUUGUUUUAACAUCACAGUUGAAUGUACCUUUUGUUAAGGUCAGUUUCACACCCAGAUUUUUUAAAAGCCUCUUAUAAGCAGUGAUUUUUUUUUUUUUUUAAUAAUCUGCUUUUUAUAAUCAGCUGGAGUCACAGAAUUUGAGAUGACUAUAAAAAGUUGAUUGUGCUGUGUUUACCUUUGUUUACUUCACAUUGUGUAAUCCGUUCCAGCAUCGUAAAUGGCAUCCUCAAAAUUGAAAUGCUUUUAAUUCUUGGUUUUCAUAUUCUUUGGGUAGAAUCGUACUUCACGAACUUCUACAAUUUGUAUUCAUUUUGAAUUGUAAUCUUUACGAAGGAAUUAACAUGAAUUGUGAAGACGAAACCUGCGUGUGUAGCACCUCACACCACAGUUGGCCGUUAGUUAGCAUCCACUCAAUGUUUGCUUGACUUUACCUGUGUAUUUCCAUUUUGGAUAAUGUAAACAAGGUAGUGCAAGGCAAGGUGCAUGUAAAUAAAGCUUGUAUUACACAAUA